Pygocentrus nattereri (red-bellied piranha) is the source of this 2759-nucleotide messenger RNA. RefSeq names its product proline rich 18 (gene prr18). The record is from RefSeq and is a predicted model, not a curated record. The coding region runs from base 127 to 969 and encodes 280 amino acids. The transcript has a single exon. NCBI's taxonomy places the organism in Eukaryota, Metazoa, Chordata, Actinopteri, Characiformes, Serrasalmidae.
CCCCCCCCCGGCAGAGCUGCUCGGGCUGGAGACGUGGAGGUGGUGGAGGCGAUUGCUGCUGUGUGACUAUGAAUGGACGCAUUUAAGGUUUUUAUUCGCACGUAGUUUCGCUGUGACGCUUUUAAGAUGCCUUUCCCGCCUAUAAACUUGCACUCACGGAUAUCGUCGCCGGGGAAGGAGCUCUUCAGGAAGAAGAAGCCCAGCGCUGGCGUGGUGCCCCCGCCUCCUCAGCCUCUGCUCGGCCACAAGGCGAAGGCGGAGAAGGAGGAGAUGGAGAGGGAGAAGCUGUCCACGUCGUGGCCGGCGGCUAACCUGAAGCAGCUGGGACGCAAACAGCAGCAGCAGCAUCAUCAUCAGCAGCAACAGGCGGGUAAGGUCAGCGCAGAGGGCGCAGCUCCGCACCUGGAGACGGACACUAAGAGCUCGUGGGUGACCGUGGCGAAGCCGCUGGGCAGCUCGUGUGAGAGCGUGCCCCGGUCGAGCUCCGGCGAGUCGACGGCGGCGGCGCCCCGCAGCAGCAGACACUCCUCGCGGGCCUCGCUGGGCAGGGAGGGGGAGGAGGUGGAGCAGGAAGUGCGCUUCUCCCUCAGCCUCACGCCCGAAGCCGUCCUGGUCAUCCAGAAGCGCAACCUGGAGAAGCAGAUGCUGGCCAAGCAGCAGAAGUGCUGCGGGUCUGCGGACUUCAGGCACCGCCGGGUCUUCCCCUCCAAGAGGUCGCAGGGCGGCUCCAAGGGCUCCUCCGCGCCCGCGGCGAGGCCGGACUGUCCCGGCGACAUCAGCGCCAUCGUGAAGAUCUCGCUGCUCAACGACCAGCACAAGUACGACGACGUGGAGUACGAGGAGGAGGACGGCGACGUGGACGAGACCGUCAUGAGGAAGUGCAAAGAGUGGCUGAAAGGCGUGGAGAGCGCCGCCGCCUUCAGCAAAGUGGACAAGCUCUCGGCUCUGCCGCACCUCAAGGGCUGCUGAUGCCGGUGAUUCGCUGGGAAAAGACACUGUGAAGGACUCCCUUGAAGGGGGAACUCCACCGGGCUUUGAGGGUCUGCACAGCUCGGUGGUUGAGAUGUGAACAGUCGGUUCAGGGUGAAUUGGUUUAUUGUACAGACUGGGAUUUCUUUAGUGGUUGUGAUGGGAACCAGGGGUCCCUGGUUUGUUCCCCCUCCACCGUGCACAGAUCACCAUAAAUGCAUUUUAAUCGAUUUGGGCCCAAACGGUCAUAAAACGACGUCGCCCAUCAGGCCAAGUAUUCAUUACGCUUCAUUACAGGUGGCCGUCUGGUUCCUGUCCCCUCCACUGUGAACAGUUCUCACCAAGUUUAUCUAGAACGGAUCAUUUCACACCGACCCACUCUGAAUGACUUUGUUUACAUCUAGCGAUUCAGCCUCGCAGAAGCUUUGAAAAGCCGGUGGAGAAGAUCCCUUCAACCAGCAAGCACGGACAGAACUGCUGGCCCCCAGCUCCGGUGUAGCCCGCUAGAGGAGACGGCUCGGCGCCGUUCGUCCUCAGUGACUCUCACUGCUCUCCGUCUCUCCACAUGCAGCGAUGUCGUGAAACCGCUUUUUAGUUCAUUUCUCUUUUUCUGCUUUUGCACUUCACCUCUUUCCACUCAGGUCCAGCUCGCGCGCGCGAAAUGAUUGGACGGCGCAAAGAAAUGCGUGAAGUUGAUUGGGCAGCGACGCGUGGUGGCGACCAAUAAGCGUUCACUUUCUUUGUGCCAGGAAAACAAAGGCCGUCACAGACGGCUGUGUCUGACAGUCGAAGGCCGUCCGAGUCCAGAGACGCUGAGUCGACACCGGUUCCGAUUCCGCGGGAUGACUCACAGAAGGGUGUCUGACAGAAAUAAGUACAAUACUGAUUGUAUGACCUUGGCGAGGAGAUUUGGAGAGAACACCAGCUAAACGCUGUUAUGAGGAGAAAGAAGCCGUUAAGUUACUGUUGGUUCCUAAUGGUUUCCAGUAGCCACUAAUGGUAUUGUUUUGACUGGACUGGUAUCACGACCAACUCUAAUGGUUAAGCAGGUGUCCUUUGACUGAUUCCACAUGUUUAAUGGUUUUCUGGUGGGAUCUAAAGCUGUCCUACAGAAGACUAGUGGGCUCUAAUGGUAACAAGCCAGUUCCCUUUAGAUAGCAAAGCCAUCAUGGUUCUAAUGGUGUUCGUUCAGCAGGGAAUUAACUUCCCUACUAUUUAAAAAAAGGUUUCUAUUGGUUCAAGUAACCACUAACGGUUUUUUCCUGAUGAGUUGAUGUCACAGGCUAAAGGACUUUAAUGGUUUACCAGAUGACUUGUGACUGUUUCCAGAUGCGUUUGACGGUUUCCUACCCGUGGUUUCUGUUGGUAGCCAUACAGGCAUUCUCAUCAGGUUUUAAUCCAAGUUGUUCUAAUGGUCCUUUCAGCAGGUUGACUAACGGGGCCUGGCUAAGCUGCAAAUGAUUCUCAUCUGUUAUUUCUGUCUUGGUGUUUUGACACUGGCGCUGUUUAAUUCUAAGCCAGUUUUAACUAAUUUUCCGUUUAAUUUUCCACUUUGUCUAAAAUGAAACGCAGCUGAUGUGAGUCGAGCUCCAGACUCGACUCUUCAUUCCCCAAAUGCCUGGAGUCGGGGAAUCGGUUCUCUUCGGGAUCGACUCUCCAGCUCUACCUGACAGAAAAUAAAAACACAAUUUUUGGCGGGAAGAGAAAAGUGCACGAAAAUGUGUUUAAAUAAACCAGUUUUGUACAGUAUUUAUUUUAAAAGCAUUAAGCUGUAGCUGUUGUUCGAUAUC